UCUGUAGUCUGUAUUUUUAGAUCGUGUUUACAGAAAACUACAGCCUUGUGCGUUUCCAGCAAUCAGCAGUCUGAUGAAAUGAGUGUCUCAGGCUAAAACCACAUCAGUCACAGCACAGUUGUUUUGUCUUCCUUUAAUUUUUCAGCAUCCAAGAGGCUCCUAAGGAGACUAAAAUCUAUACUAUGAUGUUAUUUGAAUAAAAUAGGUUAUAAAAUGUUAGCCUCUGCAUUCAGUCAGAAAAUUUAGUGUUUGUGUCUUUGUGUUUAAACCUGUCAGUACAGAAUGCCUGGGAAGGGUGGGUACUGAGCCAAGGGUACCACUACUGCACACUUCUUCCCUCUUUCGCUUUGAAAAUACUACAUCAGCAAAUGGUUUUCACAUUCAAAACUGGCCAGAAUCCUGAUAACCUCAUACAAAGAGUAAUAACUGAAGAAUAACUGAAUCUAAUCAGAUUACUCUUAUCUGGACGUGUCUGUGUCAUGUACUGACUUUAGCUGUAGUCAGUUGAAUACUCAGGGCAAUAGGUAAACACAGAGCAUCUGAUCUAACCAGCCUUCUCAAUUCAUUUUCAAAUGCUUAAACUAAGCAGAAGGAUACAAAUCUCUUUUUCUCUUAACAUGAGUGCAACUCCAUGGAGAUCAUUCUGUCGGCAUGUGCAGGGGCAUGUGUUGGCCCAGGGAGUUUCAGCAAUUUCUGUCUAGGUUUGCCAAAUGCUCAUCCCUCUUUCUUGCCCUCAAAACACUCAAGAGAUUCUGCAUUAGAGCACUAAAAGGUACACAGGAGCACGCAGGUUUUACAGCAUUGUUAUACUCUUGUAAUAUAGGGGUUUUUUAUAAAUCUUGUUUAGCUUUAGCCAUAUUAGAGAAAUCUGGUUUUGCACAUUUUUGAUGUAUAUCAGUUAGGAGAAACAGUUAAUAGUAAUGGUGUGGAAUAUGGUUUUUCAUAUGAAGAAACUUGACAAUACACCUCUUUUAGGAGCAUGCAGCUCUACAAAUUAUGUUUGUACAGAAUACUCACUGUAUCAUACAGUAACUUUAAGGUUUUCCAUACAAGUAAUGAAAUGGGAACCAUACACUAAAAUAGACAGUGUCAGACUAGCUCAAAUUGUCAUUAAUAUUUAAUGUAUUUACUGUUUGAUUUUUGUAUAGCUUAAAAUUUGACAGGUAGAACUGCAAUUUGUUGUCGUUUUUUCUCUUUAUUAUUCAAGAAUAACGCUAACACUGGGCUACUUCAUGGCAUUUCAUGUAACAACAAGAGUUACGGCAGUAACAGAAUCCUGUGAGGUAAAAUGAUGCAGAAGAGCAUAUAAAAUAUUUAUUACCCAGUUAUACAUUUUUAAAGCCAGCAACAAAUUCAAAGGGGUUACUUCUUCCUGUGGCCUCAGACUUUGAAAGAAAGCAGUGGCUGCAAAGACAAAUUAAGAUCCAAAUAUGAUUGAAUGAUGAAUCUUUUACAGUGAGUUCAAAUAAUACUAAAGGAUCUCAUUUAAACCCACAGCAGCAAAAGAGAGAUUCAGAGACUUAGACCCAAAAUUCCUUCUGGACCUCAAACCCCAUUGUGUCUACAUAUUGUCACACAUGAGAUAAAAAUGAUCAGUUUGGGGACUGCUUUCCUGCCAGAUCACAGGGGCUCAGUUCAACACAAGGAUUUGCCAUUAAUAUGGGGAGAGCUUCAGUUUGCUUCUCCUGGUUCCUGCAGAACCAGCGUUGCUGCAGGCUGAGGAACAAUGAACCUGGAAAAACUAGCAGGAGUUUUUUGGAAAUCUAGUGCUUUAGGUGGUCACUGUGCUGUGGGAGAUGGUGCCUGUGCCUGUGGAAGUGUGUGGGUGUACAGAUGCCUGUGGCAGUAAAUCCUCUCAUUACCUUCACAGCCCUGGUCAAGGUCACCAUCACUGUGCCCUAAAGGGCUUUGGGAUAGAAAAUUAGAAAACACAGCAUAAUGAUAUCUGAUCUAUUCAUUAAGAUAAUAAUGAAUAAUACACUAUAAGAGGCCGUGUAGACUUUGAUAUCAGGGUUGUAAAAUCCAGCUUGGGGAAUCUGAGAUCCCUGGAAACGUUAUCUCUAAUUAAGAGAAAUUAUGGGUGCCUUCAGGAUGCUGGAAAUUAUCUUGCUGGGAGCCAGCUCUUAGCAGCUCAGGGCACACAGGGCAGCUCAGGGGGAGCAGGGCUGGGCAACCUGUGCUGAGGGGCUUCUGGCCACCCUGUAUGUGUGAGUCCAGGCCAGCUCCAGCCUUGCCACACAGGCUCUGUGUUCAUCAGCUGUCUGAGCAGAUUAAGUGCCCUCCAAGACCACAUCUCCUGAUUUAACUUCAUAUGAGUGAUUAAGAGUGUUUCCUCUUUGGCUAUUCUAAGGCAGCUUUAUAAUCAGAGGGCUUGAUGUGUGGGACAAUCAGGGGAUUCCUUUGGGUCCUCACUCCUGACCUAAAGUACUAAUAUAGUCACAUGCAGAAUGAUGUUAUUGUUCCAGCUUUGAUCCAAGAAGCUCCUUGGUCCUGGUGUUUCUGGCUUUUUUUUCUUUCUUUUUUUCUUUCUGCAGAAUCUCAGGGACAAACCAACCCAAUCUUUAAGGAUUACCUCCCUGGUUCUUCCGACAAUCCUCAGCAGAAUACGCCUGUUGAACCAACAAGUCUCUGGAAGCAAACAUCACACUCUCAUAAUUUGCCACCUGGUCUGGAGUACCUGAACCAGCUGGACCAGAUAAUUAUUCAUCAGCAAGUGGAGCUUCUGGAAGCCAUCCUUGGCACAGAGACCUCCAGCAAAUACGAGAUAAAAAACCACUUGGGACAAAGAGUUUACUUUGCAGUGGAAGAGAAUGGCUGCUUUGACCGCAAGCUGUGCUCGCCCAUCAGGUCUUUCACCAUCAGGAUUUCGGAUAACGUGGGCAGGGAGGUGAUCCGAGUCAUCAGACCCUUGAGGUGCAACAGCUGCUGCUUCCCCUGCUUCCUGCAGGAGUUAGAAGUUCAGUCCCCACCAGGUACAAUAGCUGGGUACGUUGUACAGAACUGGGACCCUUUUCUGCCAAAGUUUACUAUACAGAAUCAAAGUAAAGAAGAUGUGCUAAAAAUAAUUGGUCCAUAUGCAACCUGUGGUUGUUUUGAUGAUGUUGACUUUGAGGUAAAAACUCUCAAUGAGAUGACAACAAUUGGCAAAAUUUCCAAGUAUUGGUCUGGAUUUGUCAACAACGUCUUCACCAACACCGCCAACUUUGGGAUCCAGGUCCCUGUAGAUCUUGAUGUGAGGAUCAAGGCAGUAAUGAUUGGUGCUUGUUUCCUCAUUGAUUUAAUGUUCUUUGAAAACUCUUUGGAUGGAUUAUAACAAGAUGACAGAAACAAUGAAAUAUGCAGAAUGUCUUUCAGUAGAAAUCACUUGAGCUUUGGACAUGAUUUCGAACUGCAAAAAUCUUUGUUCCUUAUAGGAAAAGACAGGGAGCUAAUGAUGAUGUUUAUUAAAAUAUGUCUCAUGUAAAUAAUAAUUUCCCACUUAUAUUUUAUAUUUGUUGUAGCUAAACACAUACUUUUCACACAGAGCACUGUUUCUUUGGAACAGUGCUAUUCUCUUCUUUCUCUUUUGAUCUUCCUGCAUGGGAAAUCAUGAAAGAUUAGAUGAAGGCUUGCAGCAUCACUGAUGAAAGUCUAUGUUUAUAGAAGCCUUUGAUGUUUUGCAAGUGCUGGUACCAGUUACUAACCACAUGAGGGUGUGUUCUGGGGGAUUUUGCUUCUUUUAUAAUUUUAGAAGUAAUUUUCUGAUUUGUUAUUUAAUUAAUAGUAGCAAGCUGAUUUGAAAGUAACAAAUAUAAUGACAUACCCGAUGGGAAGUUCAAGAUGUUAUCUGUCGCAGUGAGUUGGAAGAAGGAAGGAAAGUUUUGUUUGCUAGAAAACUAAUUUUGUGACAAAGAUUGUUUUAAUGAGUGGCAGCCAGAAAUUAGGCUUCCAGCCCUAGAUGUGGGAAUGUAAGGUCUAUUCUGAAAAUCUGCUCUUCCACUAUUUCCACUGAAGGCAGGCCAUAGAUAAAGUCUGAGAUGGUCCUCUGUGUGCUGGAGGCUCACAAAUCACUUCCCUUUGUACUAGCCACUGUUAAGGACCCUUGCUGCCUUCUACUCAAGGCUUUCCUUAAAAGGUUUGUUCCUCUUUGUAAUAUCUGGUGGCUGAUAAUUUUUCAUUCAGACUUGCCUGAGGCCAUCCUAGAACAGAAUUAUUCUUUUCCUUUGGCAAGCUCAAGUAUUUUCUGUGAUGACUGUGCAGAAGGAGCUUUUUGCAGUUCAGCAGUUUUACACAGCUGUUCAUUCCUGCAGCCACACCUCAUUGUACUGUUCCCAAAUAUUUCCACCAGCGGGCUUUUGCUAAUACAAGCUUCCUUUGCAGGAAUUAUAUAUGUGCAAGACAUAAACAGAUUUUUUUUUUUGCUGUUGUUGCAAAAUAUUUGCUGUAUGAACUUGCUUAUGCCUCUCAAAAACUGCCUUCAAGAAGCAAGCCAGUACCAUGAAAUAUUGGUGACAAACCCAAUGGCUUUCAUAGUCUCCCAUCAAGUUUCUAAGGGGAACAUUUUACAAAUUACUAGAAAGGCUGGAUUUUUUUUAUUUUUAUUUUUAUUUUUUUUUAGUGUCAACCAGUAAUUCAAUUCUUGCAAACAAGCAACACAUCAACGGAAAGAGAGGAGAUAAUGAAUAAUUCAUAAAAAUGAAAAAGAGCUAAAUUUAUCAGGUGAUUAAUUCUCAACAAAUAUUUAGACUAAUUUUAAAUUAAUGUUCAUGGAUAUGAAUUCAAACACAGUGAAGUCAGGAAGUUGCAACUAACGUUCCCUUAGUGAAAUUAACUCAGGAAUGCUUAUAGAUUUAAACAGUAUGUUUUAGAUUAUAUACCACACUUAAGUAUUUAUACAGAUUUACAUAUGUCUUGAAAAUAAUUGUGGCUAACAAGCUCUGACAAUCAUCAUUAUCUGUUAACCGUUUCACUUCUGGCUGUCGCUGUGGCUCGUAGCGGUGCAAUCAGGCUGCAGGAGUUGGGAGCUCACAGGGAACCACUGCUGCCACCUUUCCCAGGAGGAAGCGCCCUGUGAGCUUCGUGGGCAAGAAGCUCCCUCCUGUGGAAAUUCGGGAAUCUGCAGAGGAAUCCAGGAUGCUUUUUUUGCUAUUCUCGCUAAUCUCACACUGGUGACGUUCUGUUAAAUGCAGCUCCUGCAUGCCUGACUGUAGACUGAGAGAAAGAACCAGACUGGUUUUUUUUGGUUUUUUUGGUUUUUUUUCUCUUUAAAUGCCUUUGCCAUCUUAGACAGAAGUCGCUGCUGUUGUAGCCCACAAUCUUGGCUCUCUGCACUGUUACUGAGCUGUGUGUGUCUGAACACUCGACUGUAUUCAGUGCCUUAAGAUCAGCGGGAUCCCCGUUUAUCUUCCCGCCUUCAAUUUCCAGCCUUCUUGUGGUCCUUAACAAGCCAAAGAAGUCUUUAAGCAAAUGUGUCCAACCUCAUUGAAGUCAACACAAAAUAAGGUUUUAUUUACCCACAGGGCUGAAUUUGGCUGUGAGCAUCCAUGUAAAUAUCUUGUAGCUAAGCAAUGUGUGUAUAUAUAUAUUUUUUAAUGAAUUGCAACCAGAUGAUAACACUGGAUUUCUUGCACUUAGUGGCUCUUUUGCUGUUUUUUGUGUUAAUACACAAAAGGUUCUUUUUGGCUCUUAAUGUGUAUAUAUAUGAGCAUUCUUGAAUUCUUCUGUUUACACUCAGAAUCAGCUUCUGAGCCAUACAAGAACAGGCUCAUUCCCUGGACAAAAUUCUAAGGAGCUCUUGCUCCUUAGAACUCCCUCAGCAGCCUGCUUGACCUCUGUGCCACCCUUCAGCAUCCUGGUAGCAAUUCAGUGCCAAUGCCAGUGCUUUUCCAGCUGGGAGGUUGGUCAUCUAAACCACAGCUGUCACACAAGGGCAGGUAUCCAUCCUCAGCAGAAUCUAUGGAUUCUGCACGAUAUUGCUAAAGAAUAGCUAACGUGUUCUAAAAUCUUAAUACCCUGCAGCUCUAACUAAUAACUCUUUCUUAUUAAUAGCAAUGUGUUUCACGUUAUGGGAGCUACAUUUGCCCACCUAUCACAAUUCCCCCACAGGCUAGGAAUGGCAAGCUUUUUCUAAAGACAAAUCCAUGUCCUAGAUAUCAUCUGGAAAGAAUCGUGACUGCGCUAAAGAAAUGGAAAUUUUACUUAAUCCAGCCAAACAAUUUGUUUUGAUCAGUCGCCAAACUGUAAAUCUUUGUAGUUCACACUCCUUGUGCUCAGUAGAUGGCAGCAACAGCUCAUUAUGACAGUAUUUAGCUUUUCACACAUCAUAAGCUGUACCCAGGAUACUGAUUGAAGUUCAACAUACCUUUAACCUCUAAUUAAAUUCUGCUCUUAAUUGAAGGCUUUAUUUUUUCUGUCUGAUAUUAAAACCUUGCCACACAAUACUGGAUUAUCUUUAUUGACUGCAAUUUACAGCUGAAUUAUUGGUUGUUUUAUGAGAUCUAGUCAGGACAUGGGCAGAAUACAGUCUACCACAAAAUGAGCCCCUCUGGUCAGUACUCAACCUAGUUUUUGCACCUGGAGCAUCUUUCCAGCUGCUUCAGGUGGUCAGAGGAGAAGCCCCAGCCCCAGGACACUCCCCACCUUCUGCAGAAGCACAAAGUGCCGUGUGUAAAGGAGGUUGCUGUGUGGUGGUGUAGCAGGCAGGGAGAAGGUUUCUCUGUUAAAAGGUCAUGUCAUGAUGCUCUGUCACUAUGUGCUGGGGCAGAGCAGGGGAAAUCCCCUGCAGUGCCACAAACCCAGGUGACACCAGCACGUGGGGAGGAGCUGGUUUGCUCGUGGGAAGAUCAGACACUUUGUGUAAGAGAGUGAAGACACAGAGUUGCUGUAAAUUCUGAGAUUCUUUGGUUGUCUGAUAAUUUGGUGGAUGCAAAAGUACUUCUCUUCAUAGACUUUGCUAUGUGUAUUAAAGAAAUAAAUAAAUCUUUUUGUGUCAAUUUUGUUAUUUGUUUUAGGAUUAGACAAACCUGGAAAUUACCCAAA
Cyanistes caeruleus (blue tit) is the source of this 7017-nucleotide messenger RNA. RefSeq names its product phospholipid scramblase family member 5-like. Gene Ontology annotation, cellular component: plasma membrane. Lineage: Eukaryota; Metazoa; Chordata; Aves; Passeriformes; Paridae. Gene Ontology annotation, molecular function: phospholipid scramblase activity. Gene Ontology annotation, biological process: plasma membrane phospholipid scrambling. The record is from RefSeq and is a predicted model, not a curated record.